This is a messenger RNA of Capsella rubella, 2714 nucleotides long. Its product is annotated as ankyrin repeat domain-containing protein 13C-B. The transcript has 2 exons. The record is from RefSeq and is a predicted model, not a curated record. NCBI's taxonomy places the organism in Eukaryota, Viridiplantae, Streptophyta, Magnoliopsida, Brassicales, Brassicaceae. The coding region runs from base 598 to 2520 and encodes 640 amino acids. Gene Ontology annotation, molecular function: protein binding. Gene Ontology annotation, cellular component: cytoplasm.
AAAUUCGCAGAGAGAGAGAGAGAUAGAUCUGAGUAGUAGUGGUGGUGGCAUUAAUAAUGGCGUAAGUAGGAAGAAGGAACCUAGCCGUUAGAUCUUCUCAAUCGCCUGAAAUUUCCUUCGCUCUCUGUCUCUCUCCGUCCCAUUGCUCCCUUCGUUCCCCUCUCUGUCUCUCUCUCCCUCUAUCUGUCUUUUCAGGGUCGGGUUGGUGAGAAAAAUCCAGCGGCUUACCGGAUCUUUCUACUGGUAUUUUUUGUGUUCUUCACGAGGGUUAUCGAACAAUUGAUAGAGAAUUUAAAGAGGGAAAAGGUGAAAAAGGCGUGUGUUUUAUUUCGUAAAGGCUCCAGCUUUUUUUGUUGAACAGCUUGUGAAGGCUGUUGCUUUUUUGUUUUAUUGGAAUUUGGGUUUUCUCUUUUAUCUUCUGAGGAGGAAAAAGGAAGGAAAAUUUCUUGAAUUUGAUUCAAAUUUGAGCUCAUAUGGUGAGUUUUUAGGGUUUUGUUUGGUGAUUCUUGGAAGAAUCUGAUUCCUUUUCUCUAUUAGGGUUCGACUAGUAAAGUAGAAAGGUCUUUGUUUUGGGAGCUUAGUGAGUUUUGGGAAAUAAUGGAAGACUACUCCAAGUAUACUCAUAGUCCUGCUCAUUUGGCGGUUGUGCUUCGUGAUCAUGCGGCUCUUAGGCGAAUUGUAUCCGAUCUUCCUCGGUUAGCUAAGGCUGGUGAAGUUUCUACAGAGGCUGAGUCGAUGGAGUCUGAGUCUCGUGCUGAUUCUGUUUCAGCUGUUAUUGAUCGGCGUGAUGUUCCUGGUCGUGAAACUCCACUGCAUCUCGCUGUUCGUCUUAGAGAUCCAGUCUCUGCUGAGAUUUUGAUGUCUGCUGGUGCCGAUUGGAGUCUACAGAACGAGAAUGGUUGGAGUGCGUUACAAGAAGCCGUUUGUACUAGAGAAGAAGCAAUCGCCAUGAUCAUUGCUCGGCAUUACCAGCCUCUUGCUUGGGCUAAAUGGUGUAGGAGACUUCCUCGGAUCAUUGCAUCGGCAUCCCGAAUCCGUGAUUUUUACAUGGAGAUCACGUUUCAUUUUGAGAGCUCAGUGAUUCCGUUUAUUGGCCGCAUUGCUCCUUCAGAUACUUACAGGAUAUGGAAACGUGGUUCGAAUCUCCGUGCUGAUAUGACCCUUGCCGGUUUUGAUGGAUUUAAAAUCCAGCGGUCAGAUCAAACAUUUCUCUUUCUAGGGGAUGGUUAUUCGUCUGAAGACGGUAAAAUGUCCCUUUCUCCGGGCUCGUUGAUUGUUCUUUCACAUAAGGAAAAAGAAAUGACAAAUGCUUUGGAAGGAGCUGGUGCCCAACCGACAGAUGCUGAGGUUGCUCAUGAAGUGGCUUUGAUGUCUCAGACUAAUAUGUAUAGACCUGGAAUCGAUGUAACUCAAGCUGAGCUAGUUUCUCAUUUGAAUUGGAGACGGCAAGAGAGAACCGAGAUGGUUGGGAAUUGGAAAGCUAAAGUUUAUGAUAUGCUACAUGUGAUGGUGAGUGUGAAAUCAAGACGGGUUCCUGGUGCAAUGACUGAUGAGGAGCUCUUUGCAGUUGAUGAAGAGCGAACUGCUGCAACAAACGGUGCAGAAACUGAUGGCUUCGAUGACGUAUUAACGCCUGAGGAAAGACUCCAACUGAAUUCUGCGCUUCGGACUGGAAAUUCUGAUGCCAUUGAAGAUGAAGAGUGUGAAGUUACUGAUCACCAGGAAAACGGAGCUCCCAAGGAUAAGAAGGGCUGGUUUGGUUGGAAUAAGAAAGGCUUAAACGCUGAAGAUACUAAGCUCAAGAAAGGCUCAAAGUCUGCGCCAGAAGACGGGAAUCAAAAAGGGAAAAGCCAGAGAUCUUCAAUGGUAUCUGAUCAUACAAAUGAGGAUCUUGGAGACACGAAGAAAGGAAAGGAUAAGAAGAAGAAGAAGAAAGGUGUUGCCGGAGAUGAGGUUAAGCGUGAGAGUGAAUACAAGAAAGGACUAAGACCGGUCUUGUGGUUAACACCGGAUUUUCCUCUUACGACAGACGAGCUUUUACCACUCCUUGACAUAUUAGCUAACAAAGUUAAAGCCGUUAGGAGACUCAGAGAGCUUCUCACAACUAAACUUCCACUAGGCACAUUCCCUGUAAAGCUCGCCAUUCCCAUUAUUCCGACCGUCCGAGUUGUUGUUACUUUCACAAAAUUUGAAGAGCUUCAGGCGGCUGAGGAGGAGUUCUCAACACCUCCUUCUAGUCCGGUAUUCCAUGAUGCAAAGUCUUCUUCUUCAGAGAACUCAUCACCAUCAUGGAUCUCAUGGAUGAGAAGUGGCAAAUCAAGCGACAAUGAUAGUAACCGUUACAAAGACGAGGUUGACCCGUUCUUGAUACCUUCAGAUUACACAUGGGUCGAUUCGGCUGAGAAGAAACGUCGAAUGAAAGCAAAGAAAGCUAAGAGCAAGAGAAAGAAACAGGCGGCUACAAAAGCCGCUGCUGCUAGUGACUCAAGUACCCGUUCAAAUCAAGUAGCCGAAGAAUGAUGAGUCCCAAGUAACAGAAUCAUUGCAUUCUUCAGGUUUUUCUUUGGCUGGACUCAGCCAUCAUUUUGGCCUUGAGAAAAGGCUUUUGGUAGUGUUGUUUAUUGCUCUUGUAAUGUCAUGUUAUUUCUGAAAUUCCCUUAACAAAACAUCUUUGUUCUCUCUUAAUGAUUAAUCCUCCUUUUCUUUUUCGGUUC